Messenger RNA from Meira miltonrushii, 660 nucleotides. RefSeq lists its product as uncharacterized. Lineage: Eukaryota; Fungi; Basidiomycota; Exobasidiomycetes; Exobasidiales; Brachybasidiaceae. The coding region runs from base 1 to 660 and encodes 219 amino acids. The transcript is spliced from 3 exons. The record is from RefSeq and is a predicted model, not a curated record. Gene Ontology annotation, molecular function: protein binding.
AUGCCUUUAGGUAGAGAACAUGUUCUUCCGCCAGAGAUUUUACUUCGCAUCACUGAUUUCAUAAAGACUGAUCAUGCCAUCAAUAUGCCCUUCCGCUUACGAGAAUACAAUUUUGAGCCAAUGGCGGAUGCAUGGCGCGAAUGGCAAGAUAUACGUAGAAAUUAUGAUUUACUCAAUCUUGCUCAAACAUGUCGUCAUUUUCGUCAAAUUGUACUUCCAAUAUUAUGGAAGGAGAUCAAACUUUGUCGAAUAUAUAUGGUAGAAUUUAUUGAUGCAUUUAUCAAAAAGCUACAGAACUCAAACAUUUCGCAUCCUUGUUUAUGUGGUUUAGUACAAACAGUCACUUUUUCAGAAUAUCGCAUUUCACCUUUUCAAUUUUGGUGGGAAAGGAGAAAAGAGAUCAUGAUGAGCGAAUUCUUCAAGGCAGCGUAUCGGAUUGGUUGUCAUGGCGAAUAUGCCAAAGAGAGAAGCAAGCAUGAAUCUGCUCAAGUGCCUUGCAUUUCCAAUUUCGAACACUUGCAAGCACUCAUUCUUCGUAUCUUACAUGCAACGAAAGCCAAGCAUUUCAACAUUCAUCAUGAUGUUCAUUUGGCCGAUUUUGAACAUUCAAGGUUGAUGAAAUUCAGCAAUAUGGGUAUUGAUGUUUUGUAUAAAUUAUAG